AUGGUUCCGAGUGAUUCUGGCAUUUGGAAGGGCGAGGAAGAGCGAAGCGGCGUCUCCUUCUCGAGUGGUUCCCCUUCUCCUGCGCCAAGUCCUCCAUUGCUUUAUCCAAAUUUAGGUGGUGAUCCUUCUGCUCCACAGUUUGUUACUCCGUCUUUCACCUAUACGCCCUUCUACUGGUGAGUCCUUCCUGCCUAUUUGGCCAGUUGUUGACGAGUUGGCGUGGCGUCUAUAGCUUUUCUGGCUGUGAUUUCUUCUUCAUCUGAUUUCCUCAUAUAGUUUCAGCAAGUGGCUUUUCAUAUUCACCUAGUUCAUGCCUAAACCUUCAGAGUAUCGCCGCUGAAGCUUGCGAACCAUAUUUAUGGCUUGGUGUGGCCAAUUGAGUGACAAGAUCUAUUAACUGGCCUGACUGACCUUAUACGGGAGGAGGUAAGUAGUGAAUGAGGGUCUGUCGAUGUUGUACAGUGAGCACCAGCAGUUAAUGUGUAAAAUGUUACGACGGAUUUUGAUCAUAGGUACCAAUGGAUGCCGUAAGAUUUCUCAUAGACCAUGGUGAGAAGAGUUCCUCAGGGCAGAGAUCAAUUUGGUUUACAGUUUUAGGUGAGAAAAAAACCAUGUAAUAGUUGAGAAUGCACAAAGACUUUGGAGUGAGAUGGGAAUUGAUAUGAAAAUGAUCUGAUUCUUGUAGAUAACUCUGGGAGUCAUGUGCAUAUGGAUGAGUAGAGAUUUCCUCUGAAAGGACAGGAUUUAUCUAUAAUUGCAUUCCUUCAUAGGAAGUGGUGGUACACAUGUAGACCAUGCUUUUAUAGCUGAGAUUAUGUUUGUGAUGUCUGAGGGUGUUGGGGGAUAUAGACUUGGCCCUACCAUUAACAUUCUCAUGGUCAUCUCAUCUUUAUAGGUUCAUGGAGACAGCUCAUUUCAUAUAAAAUGUAAAACAUAUUCUUAUUGUUGCAACUUUCAAAGUUGCCCCUAGCGAUUUGACAAUCAAUGUCUAAGAUUUCGAUUUUAUAUAAUUCAUUUAGACAUCCAGACGUGUUGCCUCAUUUGUAGGAUUUCAGCCUGGGAAUAGUAGAUGGAAUUUUCAUCACGGAGGUUCAUCUGAUCUUUCUUCUCAUGGAUACUUUUAAACAGUAUGUGUGCACUUAUGUUCACAGAGUGCAUCGUAGCAUCUUAAAAUCAUGCAAUGAGAUUCUCUGUUGGGCCUCAUAAGGGAAUUUGCAAGAUGAGAACUGAUGUUCACCAAAAGUGCUUCGUUUCAAUCUGUUUUUUGCUUCUUAUUUUGUGCAGACUUCAACUGAUUGUUUCUCUGCCAAUAGUCAUUAAAACUUUCUUGCUUGACGCGUGCCUAUCAUUUCUGACCAAUGCUCUGAUUUUUGGUUUCUAGAUGGAAGUUACUUUACCGUUUGCAUAAGGAUUGACCAGAACCACACAUCUAAUGUAUUUUCUGUCCAAUGGUAGCGAGGAGAACGUAUAUUUUCUUUGCAAGAAACUGAGCUUGUUUGGGAUUGCUGAUCCAAAGUCAAAUGAUCUUUUUGCUGUGUUUAUCUCUAAUGAGGAGAAGCAGGCAAGUUCCUCAUAUUGUUAUCAGUUUCAUUGAGUUCUGUUAUUAUUUUAUCUUUCAACAUCUUAAGAUGAUUAGAAAUAGAUUAUAUACAAACCGAACUUCAAGAAUUUGUAUGUGCUGUGCUUGAGCUCAUUAUUCGUGUACAGUGUGACGUCCUUGUUCUAGAAAGAACGAUCUUGAUAUUGACAGUCGAUCAAUACAGGGAGAAAGGAUAUUUGUAUGUUUUAUGCCUCUUCUGCUUUUACUUUCUUUAUCAGAAUGAUUUAUAUGUGAAAUUUUGAAGCGUGGCAAGGGAGUUAGACUACCUGUCUGCAUUCAAGCAUGAUGGGGUCAUUGGCUAUUAAUUUGAAAACCUUCCAAAUGUGGACCAGGGGGCUGGAAGAUUGGAGAGGAUAGAAGGAGAAUGUUGAGUUAAAGAAUCCUAAUAUCAGAAAGUGGCAAUAAAAGGAAAAACUGGCAACGGAACAACUGAGGGUUCUGAGUUCAGGUUCAAGUGUGCUAUGAGAAAACCUAAUGCAUUAGAUUUUUGGAGGCUGCAAUAAAGAAUGUUUUGGGUUUGGUAUUUGAGUACUUGAAAAGUUGCGUGGUCAUGCAAACCCUGUUGUCAGCGUCAUACAUGGCAUGGAUCCAACAUUUAAAAAACUGGGUACCCUUUAAAUAGUCAUAUAUUGUUCAGAGAUCUUAACUCCUAUAGAGAAUUGAAACAUUUAUAUCUGAUGAACUAUUGGAUGUCAGUCGGGCUUGGCGAAAAAUGUGUGCAUGUGAAGGUGAUAAGAAGGCCGGUCGGCAACUAUUGACUACCAGAGACAACCUGAGCGAAAGCUCUUCUGUAUUUGCUGGAGUUGGACGUGCAACUCCAAAACAGUAACAAUCACAUUAAAAUUCUUGCAAGUGAUGGCAUCCUUGGUUUCAUACGGAGGUUCAUCCAAGGAAGAGACGUGGACAGUGUGUUGUUUCUGAGAGAAAGGAUGAAGGAACUCAUAUAGUCAUUCAGCAAUAGGCAGAAAAGAGAAGAUCAGUUGAUCAGAGAAUUAUGAGACUGCUUGCUCUCUGACUGCUCCAAGUACAAGUUGUAGAGGUGAUCGAGUUGCCAUGAUUAUCCAGAAAUUGACAAUGGAAACAUGUCUUGUUUCAUUUAUUAAAAGCUCAUGGUACCAUAAAAAUUGCCACUCCCACCUUUUGGUCACCUAAAGCUAGUGGCAGGAAUACCAUAGGAACACUUUGGGACUUGUCUCUUCUAGACGAGAAUCAUUCCACUUUUGUGGAAUUGUACUCUUCUGGAUCAUCAAAUGCGAAACCCUUUACCUUACAAGAAUCAGGGCUGGAAGAAAGAAUAAUCGAAAAAUAUGAAUCAAAAGAAAGUUAUGAACUCUUGACGUGCCAAAUCACCAUUCGCUUGACCAGUGAAGGUUAUCUGUGAUAUGUAAACUGAAAUCAAUGGGUUCAGAUGACCUCAGUUACUUAAGGGCGCUAAAUCAAUUGAUUAUCCUGAGUUUACCAAUCUCUUUAAAAUUGCUAACUAGGUUGUGUAAGUCACUCUUUGGCAUGAUCAUACAAUUUAGUUCAUGAAACCUAGAGAAUCAAGCAAAAAACGUUGUAUAUAUAAAGGAAGGAACUUUGAACUUUGAACUUUUUUCAGAGGUUCCAUUCAUUGUACAUCCUGUAAAGAACUAAAAUUUUGCACAAUUUACAUAUUAAAUAUCUUUUCAACCUGUCAUCUUUGAAAUCAGCUCAAAUGUUUCUCUCUAUUGAUGCCUAAUAUUUUCUUUAUCCAAACCUUUAUCCUCUCUGCGUGUUAGCAUUUGUUCGAGCUGGUUUUAUCUGAUGAGGUGGACAGAUUUCAGUUAAUCAGACCUGGCUGACACUUUGUUGACCCCAAUACAUCUCAUCUGGGAUCAUAUGAAGAGGGAUGGACAUGAGGAAACGUUCACGCCUAAUUUUUGCAUAUCAGUCGACAAUAAAUGAUACCUUAUCGAAUGCAAAAACAGUACAUUGUGUUAUCGGUGUGUGAUCUCCUGAACAAUGGGGAUCAGCUAAGUUGGCUACCCCAUGGUUGGGUCGUAUCCUAUAAAACAUGAACUUGACUUACGUUUGUGUUAUACCCACUUCGGUUAUUCAUUGAAACUCCUUCGUAUUUAUGCCUUGUUUAAGAUUUCAUCCACUCUAUUUAUAUAUCCUCAUUUUUCAUCAAUUAGGUUCCACUAUUUCGUCAAAAGGCAAGCAAAAGGGUCGAUGGAUUAGUUGUUUGGGAUUAUCACGUGAUCUGUAUUCAGGUGAAAAGCCGUCCUCAAUUCACCUAAUUGGGCUUUGAAGGAUUCUUAAUUUUUGUGCAUUAUUGAAUUUUUAUGAGGUUUGAUGUUGCUCCACAUGACGUACUGACUGUUUUUCGUACGGACGCCCCUUGAAACAUGAUUUCAGUCCAGAAGAGAUGGGGAAGGCCGUGUUAAACAUGUCGUAUGGGAUUUGGAUUCAAAUCUACCAUUUCCCUUGGAUCUCAGCGAUUACAUGGCUGAAACUAUUCGGCCAUUACUCUCAUCUUCUUUUACGCUAGACAGGUGACGUUAUUGAACACAUAUGCUAGUAAGUUUUCGUUAUGCAUCUUUGCUUUGGAGUUCUAUUAUGCAUGCUUGAUCACUACAUCUCAAAUGCCAAAAGCUCAAGCUGCUGCCUCCAAAAUAACAUCUCCCUGUUUGGUUUAUCUGAUGCUCCCUCAGUCUUGUCACUUUUCGUUGUUUGAUUUCAUUAGUAUCUUUAAAGGCAUGACCUCUGUCAAAUUCGUGGUUUAUUGAUUCGACAAGUCUUACUCAAGCUGAUUUGUAUGAAUCAGCCAAUGUCUUGGAUUUUUCCAGCAGUGGCCUGGCUGUGGAUCAGACAAAUCAACUUGGGUUCCAGACCUCUGAAGAUUUGAUCUAUAUGACCUCGGUUCCCACACACUAAUCAGAUAGGGCUAAGGUCGGGUUGCCUGUGAAUCUGGCCCAGUCACAUGUGAUUUGUGCUGUACGAAAUGACUUCUUGUGAUAGUACCUUCUUAGUCGAUAAAAAGGUGUGAAAAGUAAGAAAGAAAUAUACUUAGGAAGUUCGAGUACAUCUGUAUAUUAUAUGUACAGAUAGAUAUGAAUGAAAGGCCAAGUGAAAUUAGUUUAAUGGGAAUUUGUGGUGGGUCAGCAGUAGGCAGCAUCUAGUUGCGGUAGCUAUCAGGGACCGCAAUAGCUACUAGGAGAGUCAGCGGUGGUUUGUGUGGCUCUGGGAAUGAUUAUUGUCCUCAGUGGACCAAUAAGUGAUGUCAGCUCACAGGCGUAUUUGAUGUCCUUUUUUUCCCCCUUCUUUCUUUCUUAGUUUUUCUUCUGCUUAUUGUUUCCGUCCGCUCUUCCUGUUGCUCUUCUUACAUGAGAAUAUGACAGGUAGGAAGCACAUUGUGUAUUGAAAUUUAAAAAUGUAGAGUAUAGAUCUUGGGAAAAGAUGAAGGGAAAAAGACAGAACAUGUAGAACUAAAACGUAAUUUAAUAGUUUCUCUCGUAAUUUACUGUGUCCUUAUCAUCCCCUUCAGGCGUUUAUCUUUCAUUGGGAUUACAUUUUAUAAAUUCUAUCCCUGUCAUCACAUAAUGUCAACAGAGCAUUUUCUUGCUGAGAUGAAGUUUUAAAUAGAUCAGCAUCAUAUAAAUUCAUGUGUAUGGAACCAAAAUGUUAAUUACAAGCGUAUGGUGUAAAUACGAUGUAUUUUAAAGGUAUAUAUGCCGAUUACAAGAGAAUUUUAAGGUAUUUUAUUUAUAAAAAUCUGAUAAAAUUCUUUUGUUGAAGAGUGCAGAAUAAUUGAUCUCGAUAAAGGCUUACUAAUUUUCCCAAGGUGUUUAUUAAGUAGAUAUUAAGGGGGUUUAUUUUCUCAAUUGUUCUUAUAAAAUUGGUGCAUGAUUGGAAUGAUCCUUGGAUUUUCUGAAUAUCAAGUGACAUCAGUUACUAAUAUAUCAAUUGUUCUCUUUUCUUAUUUUUCCCUUCUCAUUCUUUUAAUUUAUUGUCAUGCAGAUAUUUCCGAGUCAUUCAUGCUCCAAUAUUUCUACAAAGUUUUGCAUCUGAUAGAAGUCACAUGAAAGAUCCUUCCGGAAACUGGCUUUGUCCGCCUCCCAACUAUGAUCCCGUUGUAGCUGAAGGUGCGUUCAUCCACAGUAUAUCACUAUUUCUCAGAUACAUCUCAGAAAGGAAGCUAACAUCAUCAUUUUUGGUCCUUUUUUUUUAAUUUUUAAUUUUGACUAAACCAUGAUUUCACGUAAAUGGCAUCAGUGAAUGGCGUAGGCAAUAAAAUCAGGUGAAGUGCCAAGAAAGAUAAAAUAACACAAACUAUAGCAAUACAUAGCAGCUAUUCAAAGAAAAAGAAAAAAAUAUUCAAUCGUCCAAGUAUAUAAUCUAUCACCUUUGGCUUUGCAAACUUUCUAGUUGAAAGCUUGAUCCUUCAAGAUGAUCAUUUGGGUCCGGUGGAUCUAAUCUCCAUGCAAGUCCUUUUAACCUAUUUAUUUAUGUCUGAUUAAUUCUUUACAUAGAACAUGGGCUCAAAUUCUGUAUUUAGCCUCAGUAAGUGCAGUAUCAGUCUCCUAAUUUUUUUUUCAUGACUUUUGAUGCUUAUUUUUACACUAUCUUGGCAUUGCUUACAUCGUGUUCUUGUGCACUUAACUGGGAAAUUAGCCCAAUUACCCACUCGUUGCCACUAUGUUUAAGAAGAACACUGGACGCUGGUCAAAAUAAAAAUCUCUUUUCUAGACAGACACCAGCAAACUCCAGUUAAUGAGCUAUACAAUUCGCUCUGCAUUGUUCUGCGAUCAUUCAUCUGUUCUAUUCUUUUUUCUCAGUUUUAGACCAUCAUUGCUUCCUGAUGAUUUUUCAACACAUAUUUUAGUUAAGAACAUACUACUGUCCUUGCCAUUUCUUUUUUUCUAUUAUUAAAAUUCGAAUGAUCUUCAAUGAAUUUGCCAAAUGCUUCUUGAUAUUUUUAAUAUUUAAAUCAUCAAGUGCUCAUUGAUGCUUCUUGAUAUUUUUAAUAUUUAAAUCAUCAAGUACUCAUUGAUGCUUCUCGAUAUGCUGACGAAUUCUGUGUAUCUCGUAUUCCGCUAGAUGGCACUGCCAACAACAUCAAUGAGUACAUCCAGAUCCAUGCCACAGACCAAAUCACCGACAGAUCCCUCCUAGUUGACUCUUUGUUCUCCAGAAAGCUGGGUGUCAUAGUCGGAGAAGAGAAACUAGUUGACCUAUUCUCAUGGAUCUCUAGUUCCUAA
Messenger RNA from Spirodela intermedia, 6822 nucleotides. The record is from the annotation of a GenBank genome assembly. NCBI's taxonomy places the organism in Eukaryota, Viridiplantae, Streptophyta, Magnoliopsida, Alismatales, Araceae.